This is a messenger RNA of Coffea arabica (coffee), 389 nucleotides long. The record is from RefSeq and is a predicted model, not a curated record. NCBI's taxonomy places the organism in Eukaryota, Viridiplantae, Streptophyta, Magnoliopsida, Gentianales, Rubiaceae.
UUGGUACAUGGGGUCAGUGGGUAGACAGCGACAUGGAUCCUGCUAAGACCAGGCUGUUCUUUCAACCGGUUUCUCCAUCACAUUACGAUGGCAGGGAUUGGAACCAACCCGAAGCGAGGAACUGUGCAGACCAAACGGAGCCAGUGCUAGGCUCUGUAUAUCCAGGAAGGUUGCCGCCAGCUUUAGGGUUGCAGAAGGAGGCAUUGAGCUUAAUCAAGAAGCCCGUGACAUUGUUGGAUAUAACACAUCUUUCGCAGUUUCGCAAAGAUGGACAUCCUUCCGUUUAUGGGCAGGAUGGAAGGAGUGGAAUGGAUUGCUUGCAUUGGUGCGUAGGGGGUGUUCCUGAUAUUUGGAAUGAAAUCUUGUACAAUCUUCUGUUCAUCCCAUGA